AUGGCUGUAACAAUAUUAAAUUAUUUAAUAUUUUCUAAUCCAAAGAAUGAAGAUGCAAGAGAAUUAUUAGCUAAAACAUAUGAACAAUUAAGUUAUACACAAGAAUGUCUUGUUUGGAAAUAUAGUUAUGAAACAGCUGCUUUAGAAUUGAGAGAACAUCAAUUUAAUGAAAUAUUAAAUAAUUGUCCUUUAUAUCAAUUACUUCCAUUACAAACUUUUUGUGAUCUUCUUUCAAUUUCUGUUAAUCCACAAUUAAUUAAUGGAAUAGAUACAUCAAUUAAUAUUGAUAUUUUUGAUACAAAUGAAAGUAUAAUAUUAGUUAUUAGUAAUUGUGUACUUCAUACAAGAUUAUUUUCUUCUAAUUCAUUUGGUUUUCUAAAAACAAAACAUGAAUUUCUUAUCAAAUUAUUUACAAAAGAAGUUAAAUUAAAUCAAUUAAUUAAAGAAAAGAAAGUUGAAACAGAUUCAAUAGAUUUAUUAAAUAAACUGAUUGAUUCUAUUUCUUUAGAAAAUAGGAGAUUUUUCAUUGUAGAACCAAAAAUUUAA
Molecule: messenger RNA, 546 nt
Organism: Entamoeba dispar SAW760
Lineage: Eukaryota; Evosea; Mastigamoebida; Endamoebidae
Exons: 1
Coding region: 1-546 (181 amino acids)
Biological process (GO): dodecyl sulfate metabolic process
Molecular function (GO): linear primary-alkylsulfatase activity; protein dimerization activity
Source: RefSeq, a predicted model, not a curated record